AAACAAAACAUUAUAACUAUGGUAGAGCUAAAAUUCAAAACACAUAUGCUAUAUAUAUCUGAGUAACUUAGUCAAGAUUUCUUAUGCAUCUUUUCAACUAACUAAAUAUAACUGGGAUUGAAGAGAGCAUUCAAUAAAGAAUUUCUAUCAGUUUUUAAGGUACACAUGCAAAUUUUAUGAUAAAUCUAACCACCAGUAAUAUUAUUACAUAUCAGAUUUUUAUAUUGCAUCACUAUCACAUAAUAUAUUAAUCUUUGUCAUAAUAUGCUUAGUUUUGAAAUUAUAUUGAUUUACUUAUAAGAAAUAAUACAUAUUCCCAAUUUGAUAUUUUGAAAGUUCUUUAAAUAGAAAAAUUAUAAUCGUAAAAGGCAUGUAAUUAUAUGUUUUAGAACAGUGCUUGUCCAUUUCCGUCGUGUUGCAUAAAUUUAAAUUACAUUUUUCUAGUGGCUCACAUUAUUGUAUAGACUAAGGAAAUAUUUUUCUUAAUCUCUUGAAAUAUUAAAUUUUCAAAACAUUAAAUUAUAUAGAUGCAUUAAUUAAUUAUUUUCUUGCAAUUUUUGAGUUUAUAUUAGUUAAUGCAAUUUUUGAAUCUCUUUGAUUUCCCAGUUCAUAUAACAGAAUCUCAUUAUUGUUUCUUUAAAUAAAAUUUGGGAGUUCAAAUACUUAAAAUUGUUUGUAAUUAUAUGUAGUAAAAAAAAAUUCUGUUAGAUUCUUGGAAUUGAAUGCUGUUAUUCAUAGUAUUAUUUUGGAAUUUACAGGAAUUAAUGUCAAAAGAGAUGGCUAAAAUAAAUCGAGAUGUGCUAAUGCUAAGAGAAGAUCAGGCUCCUAAAGUUGGAGCAAGCUUGAGCCAAUCUGAACCAAGGAAGAUUUCAAUGGUUGGCAUUAAACCUCACAUACCUGACUUGAAUGUGAAACCUUGUUCUGAUUCCGACGAGGAAGAAAAAGGAGAAAUUGCAAAAGAAUUUCAGAAUCUUGCAGGUUUAAAAACUCAUGAUGCCUGUUAUGUUGAUCAUAAGCUUUUGUACGAGCUUGAGGUCGAGAUCAUUGCUCGUCUACCAUGCUUUGAAUACUGGAAACUGCAGUUUCUUAACAAGAAAUUCUUGCAGUUAUUAAAGAGCUGUGAAAUUUUCAGGGUGAGAGAAGAAAGGGGACUUGUGAAACCCUAUGUGAUUUUGCAUUCAGGGGCUGUAUCUAAUUGGGAAAUGUUUGAUAAGGAUUUUAAAACCUUUCGGAGACUUCCUAAAGUUCCUUCUUCUGACUAUUGCUUUUUCCACAGCGAUAAGGAAACAGUUAGUGUGGGUACUCAACUAAUUGUCAUAGGGAGAGAAAUAGAUGGAAUUGUGGUGUUUCGCUAUGAGCUAGAGAAUCAUAAGUGGUUCAAAGGUCCUUCAAUGAUCACACCGAGGGCCAUGUACGGUUCUGCGAGCCAUGGUAAAACCGCAUUUUUUGCAGGAGGCAUUAAAAUGGAUGAAAAUGGGAACCCUAUUGUUGUGCAAACUGUAGAAAAGUAUAAUGCUGAUACAAAAAGGUGGACUAUGAUUAAUGGAAUGCAUAAAGCAAGGAAGUUCAGCUCAGGAUGUUUCUUGCGUGGAAAAUUUUACGUCCUCGGUGGCCGAGAUGAUAAUGAUAAACACCUCACUUGUGGAGAAAGUUAUGAUGAGACGACAAAUUCUUGGGAGUUGAUACCUGACAUGCUAAAAGACAUGACAGUCAUUGCGCAUUCCCAAUCUCCGCCCCUUAUUGCUGUGGUUGAUGACAAUCUAUACAUGUUAGAAACAUCUUUGAACGAGCUUCGGGUAUAUGAUAUAAACACAAAUAUUUGGAAGAAACUUGGUGUUGUCCCUGUGAGCGCAAACGCUGCCUUCGGUUGGGGGAUUGCGUUUAAAUCGAUGGGAGACAGACUUCUGGUGAUUGGAACUUCUCACUCUUGGCAUAGGAAGACAGUAGUUCACUCAUGCCGUCCUUCUCCAGACGUGGAAGAGCAGCACUGGGAAGAAAUAAAACAUUGGUGUGUUGGUGCUGAGCUCCCACAGUUUAUUCAUAACUGUUGUGUGAUGUUUGCUUAAAGUUUUUUCCAAGGAAAACUUGGAAACUUAUUUGUUUUUGCAUUUGUGCUUAAAGUUGUUGCAUUUGGUUUUAAGUUGUUUGGUUUGUGUUUUUCUUAUUUUUUUGUUUUUCAUUUGGGAUAAAAAUGUUGUUGUUUUUCGUUUGUUUUAAGUGCUUAUGUUUUUGAAAAAAAAUACUAAUGUUGUCUAUGUAAUGGUUAUUUAUUUAUUUUGGUUUUGUUUUUUCCCUCUUCAGCCAUAAAUAUCACCUAGUCAUGUUCAGUUAAAAUCACUAUCUGGUUUCAGUUUAUUUUCCAAAAUUUUAGGUUUGUAAAAGUUAUAACACAUUAAAAUCGUAUCUUAAUUUAUUUUUUUAGGUCGGAUAACUAGAGUUUUUAAGGUCAUUUGGCUUUUAACCAUAAACCAUGGUUGUAUCUAAUUUUAUUUAAAAAAUCCCUCUUUUAUUUUAUAUGGCUACAUAAUGGAUUUUCUAUAAGAUUUUACUAAAACAGAGAAUAAACUAAUUUAGUUUUGGUAAUUUUAAUAUAUCAUUUUGUCGUAUUUUCUGUGAACCCAAUAUUUAUUAUUUACACAGAGGUGCGGAAAAAUAACGGAGUUGUAAAUAGUUAGAAAUAAAAGAGCAACAUUUAUAAAUAUGUGCUUAUUUAUCUACAAAUAAUAAUAAGAAUAAGGUUGUUAUUUCUUAAUAUUAUUACAUGUCAGUUCGAUACUAGCGGCUUGAUCUCUGUAACUAUUUAUUAGAUCAUCCCAAUUUCAAAACUCUUUAUCGUUUAUCCAAGAUCAAUGAUUUGAGUUCGCAAUAAUUUAUUUCCUUGAAGCCGAUUUAAAGAACUCUCUGAAGCUAUAGAGCAUCAAAUUUUUCUUCUGAGAAGUGAACAUUGUAAGCUACUUAAAAGGUAUCGGAGAAACAAUAAAUAUCCGUUGCAUUGUAACAUAAAUUCAUUUCUUUAUAUUCUCAGAGAAACCAAAUACAGUUUGGUUUGAAUCAGGUUAAUCACAGUUGUAUUAAAUUAAUACUCGACUUUUGAUUUAUAAAUUUAAUGUGUUAUAUACGCAAAUAGACUUUGAUCGAAGAAAAUAUACAAAAUGGACUUUCAUUAUAGAUGGAAAGUAAUCUUUUAAUUUAAAAUGGAACCAUUUUAUUUCGCAAGUAUCA
Molecule: messenger RNA, 3222 nt
Organism: Brassica napus (rape)
Lineage: Eukaryota; Viridiplantae; Streptophyta; Magnoliopsida; Brassicales; Brassicaceae
Product: F-box/kelch-repeat protein At3g27150-like
Exons: 1
Coding region: 723-2066 (447 amino acids)
Cellular component (GO): cytosol
Molecular function (GO): protein binding
Source: RefSeq, a predicted model, not a curated record